This is a messenger RNA of Xenopus laevis (African clawed frog), 6073 nucleotides long. RefSeq names its product EPH receptor A8 L homeolog (gene epha8.L). The record is from RefSeq and is a predicted model, not a curated record. Bases 105 to 3044 code for a protein of 979 amino acids. The transcript has 17 exons. Lineage: Eukaryota; Metazoa; Chordata; Amphibia; Anura; Pipidae.
GUGACAGACAGUUCCCCCGGCAGCAGGAGACAGUGAGUGUGAGCGAGUGAGAGAGAAAUGUGCUGGAUGUGUGAGUCGCAGGGAUCCCUUACACUGGCACCCCCAUGGCACCCCGACUUACCUGCCUGCUCUGUGUCUGCUUCUCCCUGGCCCCCCGCUCCGCUCCCACCAGCAAUGAAGUGAAUUUGUUAGAAACGGCGACAAUUCCUGGGGACUGGGGCUGGCUCACCUCCCCCCCACAUGGGUGGGACUCCAUCAGUGAAAUGGACGAGUUUUUCAGGCCCAUUCACACGUACCAAGUGUGUAAUGUCAUGUCUCCCAACCAGAACAACUGGCUCCGGACCAACUGGGUGCAACGUGAGGGGGCUCGCCGGGUCUACGUGGAGAUCAAGUUCACCCUGAGAGACUGCAAUAGCAUGCCGGGGGUGUCGGGCACCUGCAAGGAGACCUUUAACCUCUACUACCUGGAGACUGACCGGGACCUGGGCAGCAGCACCACAGAGACCCAAUUCAUGAAGAUCGACACCAUCGCGGCAGAUGAGAGUUUCACCAACGUGGACCUUGGGGUGCGGAGACUCAAGUUAAACACAGAGGUCCGUGGGGUCGGGCCCCUCACCAGGCGGGGGUUCUACUUGGCCUUUCAGGACAUUGGGGGGUGCAUUGCCAUCGUGUCGGUGCGGGUUUAUUAUAAGAAGUGCCCCCCCAUGGUGAGGAACUUGGCGGCGUUUUCUGAGGCCAUAACGGGCUCCGACUCUUCUUCUCUGGUGGAGGUGCAAGGGGAGUGUGUGGGGAACUCGGAGGAGAGAGACCCCCCAAAGAUGUAUUGCAGCUCCGAGGGGGAAUGGCUGGUUCCCAUUGGCAAAUGCGUCUGCAGCGCCGGAUUCGAAGAACGGAGCGACUCAUGUGUAGCCUGUGAUCUUGGUUAUUACAAGUCCUUCCCUGGGGAUCAGCCGUGCUCCAAGUGCCCCCCGUUUAGUCAUUCCGAGACCCUCGCUGCCCGACUCUGCCCCUGUGACACCAACUACUACCGCUCCGCAAGCGACUCACCUUCUGCCCCCUGCACACGCCCCCCCUCUGAUCCGAUGAAUCUCAUCUCCAGCGUCAAUGGCACCUCUGUGACGUUGGAUUGGACCCCACCUCUGGACACAGGUGGGCGCAGGGAUGUCACAUACAAUGUCAUUUGCCGGCGCUGUGCUUGGGAUGCGGGUCAGUGUGAGCCCUGUGGGGGUGGGGUCCGUUACACCCCCCAACAGAUGAGCCUAGCAAAGACCUCCCUUACAGUGGCAAAUCUCCAGGCCCACAUGAACUACACUUUCUGGGUGGAGGCCAUCAACGGGGUGUCUGACUUUAGCUUGGAGCCACGGAUGUUCUCCUCAGUGAAUAUAACCACCAACCAGGCAGCCCCUUCGCAGGUUUUAGCCAUUCGCCAUGGGAAGGCCUGGCAGACCAGCAUCAGCCUUUUGUGGCAGGAACCAGAACAACCCAACGGCAUUAUCUUGGAGUAUGAGAUUAAAUACUAUGAGAAGGACAAGGAGAUGCAGAUCUAUUCCACCCUCAAAGCCAAGGAGACAAGAGCCGUUGUGUCUGGACUCAAGCCGGCAACCCACUAUGUGUUCCAGGUUAGAGCCCGCACCUCGGCUGGAUGUGGGAGGUUCAGCCAAACACUGGAAGUGGAGACCAGUAAAGCCAUGGCCCUUCGUUACGACACCAGGACCAUCGUGUGGAUCUGUCUGAUUCUCAUUACCGGCCUCGUUAUUCUCCUGACUGUUCUCAUUUGCAAGAAAAGACACUGCGGGUACAGCAAGGCCUUCCAGGACUCGGAUGAGAAGAAAAUGCAGAAUGGACACAUUACCCUGGCUGCAUCCAAGUUGUAUGUGGAUCCACACACAUAUGAAGACCCGUGCCAGGCUGUGCAUGACUUUGCACGAGAGAUUGAAGCCUCUAGAAUUAAAAUUGAGAAGAUAAUUGGAUCAGGAGAGUUUGGGGAGGUUUGUUCUGGGCGCCUAAAGGUGCCAGGCAAGCGGGAGAUCCCAGUGGCCAUCAAGACCCUAAAAGCCGGUUACAGCGAGAAGCAAAGACACGACUUCUUGAGCGAGGCCAGCAUUAUGGCGCAGUUUGACCACCCGAAUAUCAUUCACCUGGAAGGGGUAGUGACAAGGAGCAAACUCACAAUGAUUGUAACAGAAUAUAUGGAGAAUGGAUCUUUGGAUUCCUUCCUUAAGAUUCGGGAUGGGCAGUUUAACAUACUCCAGCUGGUGGGUAUGCUGAGGGGCAUUUCUGCUGGCAUGAAGUACCUCUCUGACAUGGGCUAUGUCCAUCGGGAUUUGGCUGCCCGCAACAUCCUGGUCAACAGUAACUUGGUCUGCAAAGUGUCUGACUUUGGCCUCUCACGCAUUUUGGAGGAUGACCCUGAUGCUGCUUAUACAACCACGGGAGGCAAAAUACCCAUUCGCUGGACAGCUCCUGAAGCCAUCACUUACCGCAAGUUCUCCUCAGCCAGUGACGUGUGGAGCUUUGGGAUAGUCAUGUGGGAGGUCCUAGCUUAUGGGGAGAGACCAUACUGGAACAUGACCAACCGAGAUGUGAUAAAUUCGGUGGAUGAAGGGUACCGUCUCCCUGCCCCUAUGGGCUGCCCCACGCCGUUGCACCAACUCAUGCAGGAUUGUUGGCAGAGAGAUCGGAACGAGCGACCUCGGUUCUCCCUCAUUGUCAGUGUUCUAGAUAAACUUAUGCGCAACCCAGAGAACCUCAAGGCCAGUGCUACUGUUACCAGAUUCACCCACCCGAGGCUGGACAAAGGGCACUUUGACAUAUCUAGCUGUGCCAGUGUGGAUGACUGGUUGGAUUCCAUAAAGAUGGGAAGAUACAAGGAGAACUUUGUGAUGGGUGGAUACUCUUCCCUGGGACUGGUCAUGAGAAUGAAUAUUGAUGACAUCAGGCAGCUGGGCAUCUCUCUAGUUGGGCACCAGAAGAAGAUUCUCACCAGUAUCCAGAUCAUGAGAGCUCAACUCAUCAACACCCUGGGGCCCCGGAUGCACCUGUGAUGGUGUGAGCCUCUAGAUGGAACCAAGGAAGGAGGCCUGGUGGGGCUUUGAACCCUGUAACAAUGGGCAGGACCCAGUAACUGAGGUUGCCCAACCCCAUAAAGGUCACAGCUCAUAGGGGCACCAUCUUGGCUGAAGUAGUCCAAGGUUUGUUUUGUUCCAACUUCUGAUCUCCUUGUCCGUGUGUCCUGACCCACCCUCCGGACCUCCUUCUGCCAAUGAAUGUUUACAUCCAAUGUCAGUGCAAUAGAGGAAGAUUUUGGGGGCCCCUAGGGUGCUUCCUGCUGCUAUAGUGAGUUGACACCAUGGUGCUAAUUUGGACACUGUCACCUCAUUUCUGUCCAUGUGCCUCUCUCAGACCUCUAGCGGUUACAGGGUAAUUCAUAUGAUCAUGGGGGUUUCCAGAUGCACCUGCCCCCUAUUUUCUUGUUAUUAGUAGGACAGGGCUCGCAGAAUGUCCCACGUUCAUCUGGGAAAUCCACUCACUCUGCCUAUAUCCAGGCCUGGACUCUCUGCACCUCCCAGCUUCCAUUGCAGUCAGUAUUCUUCCUUAAACUCCGCCUCCACUAAGUCUCAGCCACUUCAGCCACCAGUCUAUGAGGGGCCCCUAUAAUCAAGUCAAGUACAAAUGCUGUGUUAUUACCAUGUUUAAUGGGUAGUUUAGAUAUGAGUGUCCAGUCUGCCCCCUCAGGAAGUUUUAGGAACUACAAUUCUGGGGCUAUUAUGGCUACAGGGAGGGUAACAAGUUGAAAUGUGGUGGUUGUUAUUUUGGACCCCGGGGUUCAGGGUUAUGGGAGACCCUUAUGUUGCUGAGGGGGGGGGCUAGAUGAAACAAGUAGUGAUGGGCCAAUUUAUUCGCCAGGCACAAAUUUGCGUUGAAUUUCCGCGUUUCACUGCCGGCGAAUAAAUUCGCGAAAAUAUAUUUGACGCCGGCGACAAUUCUAACGCUGGCGACAAUUCUAGGCGACCAUUGACUUUAGUGGGUGUCAGGGUGCAUCACUCAAGCCCAGCACUGGUCAUUCUGAAGCUUGAGAAGAGUAAAUAUGAGAAUAUUGGGCUUCUUUGGGCAACAAUAACCUGCCAAGUAUAAAGGGUCAGUUGCAGCUACACGUGAGCCACCAUCAUGGGGUCUGAUCCAGGGCAAAUAAAAGAGGGAGCUGGUCCUGUCACUUCUUCUAAUCAUUACAGAAAGAUCAAUUCAGUGGGAUCAGUGUAAUAAAUCUGCCCCAUAGCCCCUCCCAAAGGUUAGUGGUGGGGCAGAAUGUUACACACGGAUCUGCAUUAAUGUCCUGAUGGAGCAGCUUGUGGGUCGCUACCCCGGAAUCAAUCUCAGUCGUUCUUCCCACUGGCAUCGAAGGGCAUUAUCUGACAGUCUGGGGGCAAUAACUGCCAGUCGGGGGCAAUAACUGCCAGUCGGGGGGCAAUAACUGCCAGUCGGGGGCAAUAACUGCCAGUCGGGGGCAAUAACUGCCAGUCGGGGGGCAAUAACUGCCAGUCGGGGCAAUAACUGCCAGUCGGGGGCAAUAACUGCCAGUCGGGGGGCAAUAACUGCCAGUCGGGGGGCAAUAACUGCCAGUCGGGGGCAAUAACUGCCAGUCUAAUAUAUUGAAUAGACAGGACACGGAGGGGUUAAUUUGAGAAGUGGGGCAGCAGAAUAUGUGAAUAUUUAUUAUUAUGGGAUAUUGUGGGGUUGUAUAAGGGGGGCGUAUGAUACAGGGGAGAGAUUUCCAUGUUUAUAUUUGGGUUUGUUUAUUGGGGGGCUGCGCCCUGGUCUCAUAGGAAUAAUAAUAAUAUAAAAAUAAUGAUGGAGAGUUUAUUUCAUAGGGGUAUUUAUUGGGGAACAUGGCCGAUUUGCACAGUGGGGGGCACAUGAUAUGGGCAGCGGAUUUUGGCCAAAGAUUAUUUUACGAUUUAAUAUUAAAACUGACCCGGCCCCCAGUUCUUCCUGGGAUGAGAACUCCCGUGGGGCACAGUUGGGGUCCCCCCAUUUCCCCUGAUCUGGUGACGUCCAGUUCUUCUGUGAAGGAGGAGAAAUAUCAGCAUUUUUGGACUGACGUUUCCAUGGAAAGUCUCUAUUUCUGGGAUUUAUUAACCCGCAGACCCAGCUGUAAAUACCAUGUUGGCCCCGGGGGCCCCCACUCUAGUCGCUGUUUAUAACCCAGACAUAACGUAAUAUUCCUCAUUCCCUGAAGGCAGAAGAUAAAGGGAAUUCCGUGGCCGGCAGUGAGUGGGGCAAUUAAAUGUCUUCCGCACAAAGGGGCUGAUUCACUGCGGGGGGCUCAGUGAUCGGGACUGGACUCUGGGACAUUCAUUCCAAGGGCCACCGGCCCCUCUUCUUAAAGGGGAAAUCUCAUACCUACCUAUUUUUAUAGGAAAUAUUAAAGGAGAACAAAAGGAAGAAUCAUUGGGGUGCAAGUUGUUAGGCCCCGCCCCUAGUUAUUUUAGUCACUCCUUACCCCAGUCAAGCUCCUCCUCUUCAAACCAACCCACCGGCCUGGGGUAGUUUUCCUCUGAGUGUCAAGCUGCCAUAUUGCUCAAGGGACUGGAAUGACUGGGCGGGGCCUAAUAGGGCUCUCAUUCUCCUUAUAAUAAGUGUUGCCACCUUUUGUAAAUGACAAUACCAUCUGGGAUGGGGGUGGGUCUGGGGCAAGUCUAUAAUGUAAGGGGUGGGGUAAUGAUGCAUAUGGGGCGGAGCUGUCACCAGCCUAAUUCUUGUGAGCAUUUCUAUAGGCAUGCAAGAGAACAGCACCAGAUUUGUGCUUGUGUCUAGAACUGCAAGCCAAGGCUGCUGAGAGUUGUAGUUGGACAACAACUGGGGGAGGGGUGACUGGUGGGACAGCCUUGUUACAUGGGGGGCCCAGAUUUCUGCACAGCACUGGGCCCUGUUUUGUAGCUCCGCCCACACAAUGCGAUGCACUUUCUAAGCCCAAAUGAUUGUCGGUUGUUUAUUUGUUUGUUUAUCUGUUUAUUUUGCGAAUCUUGUGUUUCGAGUUCAAUUCAGCAAUAAAAUUCUCAGAUUUUGUAAGAAA